This is a messenger RNA of Austrofundulus limnaeus, 1928 nucleotides long. RefSeq names its product zinc finger protein OZF-like. Gene Ontology annotation, molecular function: RNA polymerase II cis-regulatory region sequence-specific DNA binding; DNA-binding transcription factor activity, RNA polymerase II-specific. Bases 93 to 1631 code for a protein of 512 amino acids. Gene Ontology annotation, biological process: regulation of DNA-templated transcription. Lineage: Eukaryota; Metazoa; Chordata; Actinopteri; Cyprinodontiformes; Rivulidae. The transcript has a single exon. The record is from RefSeq and is a predicted model, not a curated record.
UUCUCCAUAUUGUCUGUGUUUCAGUGUUCACCGCAGAUGUUCAGCAGACUCUGCUGAUUAGAGUCGAUGCUCCUGAGGGAGGACGGCCCAGUAUGGACAAGCAGGUUCCAGAGCCCCUCCACAUAAAGGAGGAACAGGAGGAACUCUGGACCAGAUUGGAAGGAGAGCAGCUCAGUGUGAAGGAGGAGACUGAUGCUACAGAGUUCUCAUACACUGCAGUUACUGUGAAGAGUGAGGAUGAGGAAGAGAAGCCUCUGUUCUCACAGCUUCAUCAGCACCAAAUGAACCAUAGAGAUGUUCCAACCAGCAGCUCAGCUGACCAGAUGAAAGUAGAAACUGAUGGAGAAGACUGUGGAGGAGCAGAAACCAGCUGUAGCCCAGACCUGAAUCCUCAUGAAGAUGCUUCMAGCUCUUCAGAGACUGAAGUCAGUGAGGAUGAUGAAGAGGAGGAGGAUGGGAACAGUCCUGAUUCUCAGCUGGAACMCUUGUCAGACUCUGGAUCAGAAACUGAAGACAGUGACAAAGACUGGAAGGAGUCAGGUGUAAACUGUGUCAACAACAGUUUCAACUGCUCUGAGUGUGGAAAACAAUUUCUCCACAGCCGGUCUCUUCAGAGACACAUGACAUGUCAUUCAACAGUAAGACCUUCAAACUGUUUGAGUCAUAAGAAAAGUGUCAGAACGAAGAGAGAAAUCCAGACAGAACCCAAAUCAUUUAGUUGUGAUGAAUGUGGUAAAAAAUUUACCAGUGAAUCAAGAUUAAUAUCACACAUGAGAGUCCACACGGGACAGAAACCAUUUAAAUGUGAAGUCUGUGGAUAUAGAUUUAGAGAUAAGGCUCAUUUAAAUAGACACAUGAGGGUCCACACAGGACAGAAACCAUUUAAAUGUGAGGUCUGUGGAUAUAGAUUUAGAGAUAAGGCUCAUUUAAAGAGACACAUGAGAGUCCACACAGGACUGAAACCGUUUGAAUGUGAGGACUGUGGACAUAGAUUUAGCCUUAAAGGUAAUUUAAUCACACACAUGAGAGUUCACACAGGACAGAAACUGUUUGAAUGUAAGGAUUGUGGACAAAGAUUUACCCAUAAGGCUAGUUUAAACUUACACAUGAUAGUCCACACAGGUCAGAAACCAUUUGAAUGCGAGGUCUGCAGACAAAGGUUUAGCCUUAAGGGUAACUUAAUCACACACAUGAGAGUCCACACAGGACAGAAACCGUUUGUAUGUGAGGACUGUGGACAUAGAUUUAGCCAUAAGGUUAAUUUGAACUCACACAUGAGAGUCCACACAGGACAGAAACCAUUUGAAUGUAAGGACUGUGGACAUAGAUUUAGCCAAAAGACUAGUUUAAACUCCCACAUAAGAGUCCAUACAGGACAGAAACCGUUUGAAUGUGAUGACUGUGGACAUAGAUUUAGCCAUAAGACUAGUUUAAACAGACACAUGACAGUCCACACAGGACAGAAACUGUUUGAAUGUAAAGUCUGUAGACAAAGAUUUAGCCAGAAGACUAAUUUAAACUCACACAUGAGAGUCCACACAGGACAGAAACCGUUUGAAUGUGAGGUCUGUAGACAAACAUUUAGCCGUAAGGGUAAUUUAAUCUCACACAUGAGUGUUCACACAGAAUAGAAUCUGUUUUAAUGUAAAGACCCUGUCACACUAUGUUUUAGACAACUUGUGCCGAAAUCUGCAAAUUUUGUCCAACACACUGGCACAUGCUGAAGAGGAGAGGAAAAAAAGCAUCAAUUGGCACCUUCUUUUGGACGUGAUCAUACCGUGUUGCUAACAACUUGAACAGAUAUAAAACCCAUGACUAAAGUAUCCCUACCUUAAAUAUAACAUGUACAAGCUUGAUUUGAUUUGAUUUGAUUUAUUUAUUUAUUUAACAGGAAAAGAUUAUUAAAAAUCAAGCCUGACUCAGCAUAA